Pygocentrus nattereri (red-bellied piranha) is the source of this 13650-nucleotide messenger RNA. RefSeq names its product lysosomal trafficking regulator (gene lyst). Lineage: Eukaryota; Metazoa; Chordata; Actinopteri; Characiformes; Serrasalmidae. The record is from RefSeq and is a predicted model, not a curated record. Gene Ontology annotation, cellular component: membrane; cytosol. Gene Ontology annotation, biological process: intracellular protein localization. Bases 306 to 11795 code for a protein of 3829 amino acids. The transcript has 55 exons. Gene Ontology annotation, molecular function: protein kinase binding.
UAGGGGGACACUGCGUUUUACGUAAUCAAAAUUAUUGGCGGAAAGAAGAGUCUUUUACAGCAUAUUGAGCCAAAUAGAUUGAUCGAUCGAUACUUGCCGUACGGUUUCCACCAUCAGUGACAAAAAACAGUGUUUUGUGGGGUGUUAGUUCGUGAUAUGUUUCGCAUCGCCUUUUAUCUAGGGGUAUGGAUGUAAGCGGAUGUUUGGGCUGAGAGGAGAAAGUAACCGUUCGCUGCAAAACCACUAGGCCGUUCAACACCGAACGUGGUGCUCGCGCCAGUUGAAGGCUGGAGGCGAAUAUAAAGAUGAUUUUCUCUUCGCAGGUCAUGGCCAGCACACAGCCAGUUGAUCUCACACUUGCCUGGGAAAAGUACAUGGAUUAUCGUGCCCAGGGAGCAGAUCUUCAGAUCAGUCUGCAAUACUUGGAAAGCUUCCUGUGUUUGUUCCACUGUGUGCAACAACUCGGUGACCCUGUGGCCCUUAAGUUCUGUUCUGAUAUGAGUGGUGCCAGUAAUACUCUGGCAAGAGAGUUCCUGACAGAUGUCCACCAGCUUUGUAGUGCUGUGGCUCAGCAGGCAGAGGCCCAGAGAGAGGAUGAAGAAGAGGAAAGUCACAUGGUGGCUCUGGGCGAGUACUUGGUUCGAGGCCGUGGCUUCCUGUUGUUAAGCACCCUGGAUUCAGUAAUCGAUCAGGAGCUGACCUGCCGGGAAGAGCUGCUCACUCUUUUGUUGUCACUGCUGCCGCUAGUCUGGAAGAUUCCUGUUCAGGAAGAAAGCGCCCCAGAUUUUACUCUACCUUCACUUCUGGAAGUACAUCUAAGCCGAGAAGAAAAAGCUGGUGGUCUGAAGGUGGGAAAAGAGAAAAGUGAUUCUGAUGCCCAAAACUUGGGGACACGAUCGUGUGGCGUUUGGAAGUCACGACGUACACGUAGAACUGCACAGAGAUACUCAGUGAGGGAUGCAUGCAAGUCCCAGCUUACCACAUCUGAUUCUGAAGCCAAUUCAGAUGAAAAAGCUGCAAGCACAGGGACCAAACAUCGCAGGUCCCAUGGUUCAUCAUUUCGUGUCAGUUGCCAGCCUCGCCAGUCUGUCAUUCUACAGCAGCGGCCACUGCAGUAUUCUAGUGUGGAUGUUAUGAGUAGUCUAGAAGGAUCCCAGUCUCAUGUGAGGCUCUUUGGAUCCCUACCAACCGAUAGCGAAACACUCACUGACCCCACAGCUCUUUCUGUUUUGAAUCGUAUGGAAAAUUCACCCUUUGACCUCUGUCAUGUUUUACUCUCCCUUCUGGAUAAGGUCUGCAAAUUUGACAUGACCAUAAAUCACAACCCAGGCCUUGCGGUCAGUGUUGUUCCCACACUCACUGAAAUUCUUACAGAGUUUGGUGACUGCUGUGGACCUGGAAGCAGAAGUGGUGGGGGAGGGGUUGAACUGGCUGAAGGCUGGACCGAGGAAUCCAUAGCACUUGUUCAAAGAAUGCUUUUGCGUACCAUCCUGCACUUGAUGUCUGUAGAUGUGGGUCGGAGUGAGGCACUACCUGGUAAUCUGCACCAAAGUCUAACUGACUUACUCAGUGCCACAUUGAAGAUCCGCACCAGCCUUGAGAGACAAGCUUACCCGUUUGCUCCCCGACCCAAAAAGACCCUGCAGGAGGUACAAGAGGACUUCAGCUUCGCCAAGUAUCGUCACAGGGCCCUGCUUCUGCCCGAACUUCUUGAGGGAGUCCUUCAGCUUUUACUUAGCUGCUUGCAAGCCUCUGCCCCUAAUCCUUUUUUCUUCAGUCAAGCUCUAGAAUUGGUUCAUGAGUUUGUGCAGCACCAUGGCCUUGAGUUGUUUGAAGCAACUUGUCUUCAUCUUGAAGCCCUAAGUGGUGCUCAGGAUUCUGAGGGGGGUGAAGCCUCAGAACGUCUGCGUAGCCUAAUUGCUGGUGUGCUUAAGAUAAUAAGUGCAGUAAAAAAAGCCAAGGCAGAGCAGUUACACCAGUCUGUCUGUGCACGCCGUCGCCACAGACGCUGCGAGUACUCCCAUUUUUUGCACCAUCAUCGCGACCUCUCAGGACUGCCUGUCUCUGCCUUCAAGCAGGCAACUCGACGCAACCCUUUUGAGGAGGAUGCUGAGGGUAGUGGUGUACAAGUGUGCUACCCUUAUCGCUGUUGCUGUCUUGCUGCCUGUGCGCACCAGUGUCUGCGCCUUCUCCAACACCUCUCACCGUCAGGACCUGCGGUGCUGCAGGUGCUGGCUGGCAUGCAGGCCGUAGGUAUUUGUUGCUGCAUGAACCCACAUUCAGUUAUAGGUCCUCUUCUUCAAGCAUUUCAAGCACCAGGACUGCACAGCUAUCAGUCCCAUGUUCUAAAUGUGCUUAGCAGGCUUGUGCUGGAGCAGCUUGGAGGAGGACAGCCCUCAGAGAAGGCCAAGCUUGCCUCAUGUAACAUCUGUACAGUGGACAGCGGCCAAAUAUCUGGUAUUGAAGAGACUUUGCAUGGCUAUGGGCCAGGAAAAGAGAUGACCACCUCUACCUCUCCGUAUCCCUUGUCUUACUCACAAGGUGUCUUGCCAAGCACGGGGUCUGAGGACAUGCUCUGGAAGUGGGAAGCUUUAAAAACUUACCAGGAAAUAGUGUUUGGGGGAGAUUGGCAGUUGAGUCAACAGGUUGCCAGUCAUGUGUGCCAGCUUACCUUGCGAGGCAAUGCAGUGGUACAGUGGCAACUGUAUACUUACAUUUUUAAUCCUGUGCUUCAGAAGGGCGUUGAACUAGUUCACCAUGCCCAACAGCUAGGUGUGUCCAGUACAUGUUCCCAGGUCUGCAGCUACCAUACCCAGUGUUUCCCUGUGGAGGUCCUGCUUGUUUAUCUUCAGACACUACCUGCUUUACUAAAAUCAAGCACAGUGGUGCAGGGCCUGUUCCUUAGCUCUAAUGGGCUGAACCAGGUCACUGAGUUGAUCCAUCUAGAUUACACUCGACCUUGGGCCCUGAAGGUGUUUGAGAUGCUGAUCUUAAGUGGCUGGCAUCAGCAAAUGAACUGUGCUCUACAAGAGCUGGGGAAAGUUGAAGACCAAGAGAGAGGGGCCGUACUACGGCUUGAAGAGGACUUGGGUUCUUGUGGGACAGGAGAUGGCCCACAGAGCCUCAGCAAGUUCUAUGAGGGCCUAAAAGAGGCAUGUCCACAUCGGCGGGGCAGGAGUGUUGGUGGGAUUGGGCCUAACCAUGGAGGAGCACAUAUGAACACUAUUAAUCUUUUCCUAUGUGUGGUCUUCCUGAGUGUCAGCAAGGAUGCUGACUCCGACCGGGACUCUGCGAAUGACUCUGAGGAUACCUCUGGCUAUGACAGUACAGCCAGCGAACCCCUGGGGGUUCGUUUACCCUGCUUGUUACUGGACAAUGUAGCACUGCCUUCUAAGGAGCAGGUGAGGCGAGCAGCAGACGUGUGGUCCAUAUGCCGCUGGAUCUACCUUGCCAGUCCAGUAUUCCAAAGACAGUUCUUCAGGAUGGGCGGCCUGGAAGUCUGCCACCGCCUUAUGGCAAUGGUCAUACAGAAUCUUACCUCCAAAAUCAAAGACAGUAAAGUUAAGAAAAAGCGAGAGAGCAAGGGCAAAGCAAGCCCAUCUCAUUCAGACUCCCCUACUGUGACAAGAGUGCAGGCAGAGGUUAUACCCACAGCACCUGGAUCACAGGAAACCCACCAGCAGGACCUCAACAGCUCCUUGAAUUUUAGUCAAGUAGAGGGCAAGAGCAAGGACCCAGCAUACAAGCUGGAAGAGGAGUGGCUUUUGCAGAGCAUUCGGCUACUGGAAGCCCUUCUGGCUAUCUGUCUCCACAGCGCCAACGCAGCCGUGCAGAAACUUGAGCCAGAUCUUUCAUUCCAGUCAGUGGAGGGGACACUGUGUGAGGUGAAAGAUCAGCUGUCUUGCUCUGGUGUGGUGAACUCUGAUCUGGCUGUUCCUCUGUUUGACGCUCUGUUGCGUGUGGCGCUGGCUGAGGUAUGCGGUGCUUCACUUGCUGUUAAGGAGAAACCGGAAAAGAAGAGUCAGGGGGAUGGUGAGGCACUGGCUCCAUCAGGAGAUUUAUCUGAAGAAGCAGAUGAAGUUCAGGUGUGUGGUUUUCAAGCUCUCAUAGAGGAAGAAGGCUACGAGGCUGAUAGUGAGAGCAACCCUGAGGAUUCUGCCUGGCGGGAGGAAGGUGUGAAGGUGGAGGUGGCAGCCUCACCAGGACAAUGUGCAUUUGGGCCUACCGGUGUGGCCCAGGGCCUGCUGAUAUUCCCUGAGAUUUGCCUCAUGGAGCUGCAGCUGCUGGCCAGCAGCUCACCAGAUCUGGAAGUGCUUGACCAUGUAUUGCAGAGCCUGCUGAAAGCUGUGCGAGGCCACCAUUGCAAUGCUGCAAUGAUCUACCAACAGGGUGGUGUGAAAAGCAUUCUGAUUGGCUUUCAGAACAUUCUCAGCCAGUCAGAUCCCUCCUAUAAAGAGUGCCAGACAGUUCUUGUGGAGCUGCUGGUUACCUUGGUGAACAACAGGAUGACAGCAGAAGAGUUGGCCUUAUUGAUUCACCUUUUCCUGGCCAAGACUCCUCCCACUGAGACCUUGCUGAAUGGUAUUCUCAAGAUGGUGCUAGCUAAUGCAGAUACAGAGCCCCUGCACUACCUGUCCUUUCCUAUGCUCUUGGGCAUCAGUGCCCCAAGCACAAGCUCCUGUGUGGGGCUGAAGACUAAUGUGGUGGCUGGAGCCAGAACAGGGAUGGGCAUGCUCUGGAGGGGUAAACAGUCACCAGGCCAGGAUGAAGGUGUCAGACAUCCAGGGCACUCACACACAUCCCCCUGGCACAUCGCUCCUCUCCACCUUCCUCUGGUGGGGCAGAAUUGCUGGCCACAUAUGGCCAGCGGCUUCAGUGCAUCACUCUGGGUACGAGCUGUAAAGAGUGAGGAUGAGGAUGGGCCAUCACAUCAAGGUGAGAAGGUGAUGUGGGUUGAUGGACUCCAACGUGGUGCCUCUCAGCUGGUGGAAUGUCAAGGAGAGAAGGGCCUCUUGCAUGUGCUCUCAAUGGGCUCCAAAGCCCUCAUGCUGCAAGUCUGGGCAGACGUUUCUACUGGAGCCUGCAUCUUCAGGAUCUGCAUUGAUCCCAAUGAUGAGAUGAAGGCUGGUCUUCUGGCCCAGACCGAGUCUGGUGAAGGAGUUCUGACCGCAGGCCUAUGGCAGCACUUGGCUCUUACCUACACACAACAACCUGAGGGCAAGAAGAACAUCCAUGGCCAUUUGGUGCUUUGGGCAUGUGGCAUUAAGAAGUGUGAGGUCUCGUUAGACUACACCCUCCCCAGGAAGUCCAGUUUGUCAUCUGAUAGUAACAAGACCUUCUGUAUGCUGGGCCAUUGUUUAUCCCCCUCGGAAGAGCUGCCUUGGCCUGUGAAUCAACGCUUGGAGAUCGGCACCCUUUUCCUGUUUAAUGGCUCUAGAAUCAACACUGAGGAAGCCUUUUAUCUGUACGCAAGUGGGCCUGACCUCACCUCCAUUAUGCCAUGCAAGUAUGGCAAACCCAGCGGGGCAUUGUCCAAGUACAUUACUCAGGAAAGUCUUCAAUGUGAGCAGAUUCGGGACCUGCUGAUGAGGAAUUCUGAAGUAGACACAUCUCUUCUUGUUGAGAGUCUGGCAGUUGUCUACUCUCCCAGUAGUCCAUCUGUCUAUACCAUUUAUGAACCAGUCAUCCGUCUGAAGGGCCAGACCAAGAUAACUGUAGCAUCCCAAAGGCCGUUCAGUGCUAAAGAGGUCCAGAGCUUCAUGCUUGAACCAUCUUCACUUAGGAGCCUGCAGGCCUCCCAGCCCUUUGGCCUCCACAGCUGCCUGCAUAAAAUCGGGGGAAUGGGUGCAUUUGUCUUCCUCUUUGCUCGGUCAGUGGAGUUGAGUGAUUGUGAGAGGACGCAGGCACUGGCUCUGCAGGUGCUGUUAUCCCUGGUUAAGUACAGUCAGCAUCGCUCACACGAGAUGGAGUGUUACCAUGGUUACUCUAUGAUUCACCAAGUCCUCAUCAAGACCAAGUGCAUUGUUGGAUAUCAUAUGCUUAAGACUCUGCUGGACGGCUGCUGCAGUGCCUCAAUCCUAACAGUAGGGGAGGAUGGCCAGUGGCAUCUGGAUACUGAAUCCACUGCAGUAGUGCAGGACCUCAGGCUGCUCUCAGAAGUAUUACUGGACUGGAAUAUAUGGGCCAAAGCUCAGAUUGGAGUCUGGGAGACACUACUGGCUGCCCUGGAGAUCCUCAUCAGAGUGCACCAUCCACAGCAGACGUUCAACAUUCGCCAACUCCUCAAAGCUCAGGUUGUGCACCGCUUUUUGCUCACCUGCCAGGUUCUGCAGGAGAAUCGGGAUGAGCACCUUACAUCCAUCCCACAAGAAGUUUGCCUCUCCUUCAUCAAAAUCAUCCAGGAAGUAUUGGGCUCUCCCCCUGACCUUGACUUGCUGCGCCUGCUCUAUAACUUUCUGCUGGCUGUACAUCCACCUACAAACACAUACGUGUGUCACACCCCAUCCAGCUUCUACUUCUCUCUGCAUAUUGAUGGAAAGCAGUACCAGGAGAAGGUUCAGUCCAUGAUGUACCUGCGCCACUCCAGCAGUGGGGGGAAGUCUGCCUGCAGCUCUGUGCUCUCUCUGUCCCCUACACCUUUCACUGAGAUGCAGUCUGAAGUGCACCAGCCUCCCUCUUCAGAACGUGGAGGUGAUGACCUCUCCUUACUUCCUCCCAGCUCCACUCCUUUUUACUCAUCCACUGCCUUUGUGGAAGGCAGGGUUCGCCAAGACUCAGCCAAACCACGCAAGCGAGAUCAGGGAGCAUCCCUGACUAGCCAGCAGACUAGCACAGAGACACUGAAGCGGGGUGAGGAUGAGCACCUUCUUAGCAGCUGUGAGUCAGCCAAGACAAUCUGUGACACUCAGGACGUAGAUGGGGUCGAGGAGGCCUUUCGCACCCAUUCCAUCAGCCUGGAGGAGGAGCAGGAGCCAAUAGACAGCUCAGCAGAGAGCAGUGCCGUCACAGAAUUGGAGGGUCAUGCACAUUUGGCUGUAGAGGAUACACCACAUAGGCCAGACAGCCUGAAAGGUAUUCAGUCCUUUCAGAGGAGCCAUAGCGACCUGGCCAGCUUGGGCCUAGCCUUUCCUGCACAUAACGGCUCUCUGGCAAUCGCUCGCUGGCCCAGUGUGUCUGACCGCAGUGCUCCAUCCGAUGACUGGGAGGGCUACACCUACUCACCUGGCUAUGAGAGGGCACAGAGCAAGACUGAUUCCACUAGUGACAGGUCUGUUACAGAGGACUGCUUGAUACUGAUCUGCUGUGGGUUGUAUGAUCUGCUGAGAGGUGUUCUGCUAUUGCUGCCAGACCUCAUGCUGGAGGAAGUGAUGGACAAACUGAUACAGCCAGAGGCCCUGAUUGUACUGGUCAACCACUCUUCCCCCCUGAUACAGCAAGGGGUCAUGAAGCUCCUGGAUGCAUACUUCAGCCGAGCCCAGAAGGACCAGAAGGAGAAAUUCUUAAGGAACCAUGGCUUUUCUCUACUGGCCAACCAGCUGUACCUGCACCAAGGAAGUCAAGGCAUGUUGGAGUGCUGUCUGGAGAUGCUGUUUGGUCAGCCUGUGAACCUAGAGGAGGAUCUUGACCUGGAGGACAUGGAAAGCAUUUCACCAUUUAGGAAGCGCUCUGUGGUGCCCAUGCUGGGGUUGCUGGAGAACUCUCUGUAUGAGAACUCAUUGAUCCACAAUGCCAUGUGUGUGCUGCUGCAGCUCUUGAACGCUUGCCCCAAACUGGCUGACAUCCUCCUGGACCACGGCCUACUUUAUGUGCUCAUCAACACACUGUCCACCCUCAAUGGUCUGGAGAAUGGGAUUUCGCCAAAUGACUACAAGCUGCUGGUUUGUGACAUCCAACAACUACUGGUGGUGGUGACGAUCCAUGCCUGCAGUUCCUCUGGCUCCCAGUACUUCCGCAUCAUUGAGGAUCUUAUCACCUUGCUGGGCUUCAUGCAGAGCAGCAAAGUACACCGCACUCAAGAAUUGGCAAUGUCCCUGCAGUUCCGUGUCCUCCAGUCAGCUAUUGACUUCAUCAUGACAACAGCUCAUCAGGACCCUCAGAAGAUGAGCACCAGUAUUCACAUCCCUGCUUCACCACAUCAUACUCUGCAUCAGAAGCGCAAAAGCAUUGCAGGCCAACGCCGGCUUUCCUUAGCUCAGUCGGAUUCUUUGCUGAUGCGGAUGCGCUCAGUAGCCAGUGAUGAGCUCACUCAGAUGAUGCAGCGGCGGAUGAGCCAGGAAAACCCCAUCAGAGCCAGUGAGACCGAAUUCAUCCAGAGACUGCAAAGGCUUGUGGUGCUGGCCGUCAACAGAAUCAUAUACUAUGACAACAGUAAGGACUUUCUUGACCUCUUAAACUUUCUGGAGACCCCUGAUCACAUGGUGACCACACCCUCACCUGGUGAACAGGUAUCAGAAGCGAUACCUGGCCCUUUCCCUCUGGCCAAUAUGAGAUGCUUUCAGAAAAACAUCCUGAAGCUAAUGAUGGAGGGGAUAAAGAUUGGCCUGGGUAGUAUGGGUCGUGGUGGAGCUCCACGACAACAGUGGCAACGUGUUCUCUGGUCUUGUCGGGACACGUUCAGGGUCCAAAUCGGCCGCCUUCUAGUGCACACGCUCAGUCCUUCACUGCCUCUUGAGGACAGGAAGGAGGCACUGGAGUUUGUCAAUGAGCAGAAACAUCCAGACAUCCUGAGAGAGAGCCUUAGUCCUGGCUUGGAGCAUGGACCCAAGCUUGCUCUCUAUCUGUAUGAGAUGCUACAUGACCAUAAAGACAACCUGACUAAGGAAGAGCAGGCUGCUGCUAACACCUUUAUGACUUCGCUGAAACUAUGCGGCCAUCGCUGCAUCCCGCCUAACGCCCCACCCAAGCCGGACCUACUCAAAGCUAUCAGGGAGGAACAACUCAAAUAUGAGUCAGAGGGAAGAACAAGCAAAGGUGCAUGGGAAAAGAAAUUGGCCAGUGCCCAAAAGAUUUUAAUGCAAAGGCUGGAUGGUAAAUCGAAGGACAUUUCCAAGAUCGCAGCAGAUAUCACUCAGAAUGUGUCUCUGGGACAGGGCAUGGAGAGGAAAAAAGUUAUCCAGCAUAUCAGAGGCCUCUACAAAACUGACUUGAGUGCCAGCCGCCACUGGCAAGAGCUAGUACAACAGCUCACCCAUGACCGGGCAGUGUGGUAUGACCAGUCAUCGUACCCCACUUCAUGGCAGUUGGAUCCCACUGAGGGGCCCAACCGGGAGCGCAGACGGCUGCAGCGCUGCUACCUCACAAUCCCCAAUAAAUACCUUCUCAAGGACCGCCACAAACCAGAAACAGGAACUGUCAAGGCCCCACUGGCCUUUUUGUUUGAAGACAAAACCCAUUCCUCCACUGUGAAGGAUAAAGCCACAAGUGAGCCCAUCAGGUUUACACGGCGGUGUGUAAGUGUAGCACCCUCUAGAGAAACUGUUGGAGAACUGCUUCUGGGAAAAUCAGGAAUGUACUUUGUGGAGGACAAUGCAGCCGAGGCCAGUGACACUCAGAUGCCUCGUGGAGAGACGGAGCCUGCCUCCUUCUGCUGGACGUAUGAGGAGAUAAAGGAGGUGCACAAGCGCUGGUGGCAGCUCAGAGACAACGCUGUGGAAAUUUUCCUCACUAACGGUCGAACUCUGCUUCUGGCCUUUGACACCACAAAGUUCCGUGACGAUGUCUACCACAACAUUCUCACAUCAGAGCUGCCCAAUCUACUGGAGUAUGACAACAUUAGUGCUCUCACACAGCUGUGGGGCUCCAGCCAAAUCACCAAUUUUGAGUACCUCACCCAUCUCAACAAGCAUGCAGGACGCUCUUUCAGUGACCUGAUGCAAUACCCAGUCUUCCCUUUCAUCCUGAGAGACUACAUUAGCGAGACUCUGGACUUGCAGGACCCAAAUAUCUACAGAAAUCUGAGCAAACCCAUUGCAGUACAAUCUAAAGAGAAAGAAGACCGAUAUGUGGACAACUACAGGUACUUAGAAGAGGAGUAUAAGAAAGGUGCUCGUGAUGAUGACCCCAUGCCACCUGUGCAGCCUUACCACUAUGGCUCCCAUUACUCCAACAGUGGUACCGUUCUUCAUUUCCUGGUCAGGAUGCCUCCCUUCACCAAAAUGUUCCUGGCAUAUCAAGACCAGAGCUUUGAUAUUCCUGAUCGGACCUUCCACUCCAUGAACACCACUUGGAGACUCUCCUCCUUUGAGUCAAUGACAGAUGUUAAGGAGCUCAUCCCAGAAUUCUUCUACCUGCCUGAAUUUUUGGUCAACAGAGAAGGUUUUGACUUUGGGGUUCGUCAGAAUAGUGAAAGGGUGAACCAUGUCAAUCUGCCUCCCUGGGCCAGGAACGACCCCCGGCUCUUCGUUCUUAUCCACAGGCAGGCUCUGGAAUCAGACCAGGUGUCACAGACACUCUGCCAGUGGAUCGAUCUGGUCUUUGGCCUCAAGCAGAAGGGCAAGGCUGCCAUCCAGGCUAUCAAUGUUUUCCAUCCAGCGACGUAUUUUGGCAUGGAUGUGUCUGCGGUGGAAGACCCAGUGCAACGGCGCGCCUUGGAGACUAUGAUCAAGACGUAUGGCCAGACACCAAGGCAGCUGUUUAAUGCUAUCCACAUCAGCCGGGCUGGUCCAAAACUCAUGAUGGAGGGAGAACUGCCUGCAGCUAUGGGCCUCCUGGUGCAGCUGGCCUUCAGAGAGAGUCGUGAACAUACCAAAGACAUUGUCUUCCCGAGUCCUCUACCAUGGAUCAAGGGACUGAAAUGGGGAGAAUAUGUGGGCUCACCCAGUGCUCCUGACCCAGUCGUGUGUUUCAGUCAGCCCCAUGGAGAGUGCUUUGGCUCCCUGCUGGCUCUGCCCACCCGUGCCAUCUGCGGCCUCUCCCGCAAAUUCUGCCUCAUGAUGAUCUACAGCAAGGAGCAAGGUGUCAGGAGUAUGCACAGUACAGAUAUUCAAUGGUCAGCCAUUCUGAGCUGGGGCUACACUGACAACAUGCUGCGACUCAAGAGCAAGCAGAGUGAACCUCCCAUAAACUUCAUUCAGUGCUCUCCACUACACCAGGUGACUAGUUGUGCAUGGGUGCCUGACGGUUGUCAGCUGUUUACAGGCAGUAAGUGUGGAGUCAUUACUGCCUACAGCACACGCUUCUCCACCACCAUGUCCUCUGAGAUGGAUGUGGAAUCUCAGGUUCACUUGUAUGGCCACACAGAUGAGGUCACAGGCCUGUUUGUCUGCAAACCAUAUAGCAUUCUGAUCAGUGUUAGCCGAGAUGGAACCUGUGUCAUCUGGGAUCUCAAUAGGUUGUGCUAUGUGCAAAGUCUCACUGGUCACAAAAGCCCUGUGAAUGCAGUGUCAGCGAGCGAGCCCACCGGAGACAUUGCUACUGUGUGCGACUCAGUGGGUGGAGGCAGUGACCUGCGACUGUGGACGGUGAAUGGCGAUCUAAUUGGUCAUGUACACUGUCGAGAGAUCAUCUGCUCAGUAGCUUUCUCCAAUCAGCCAGAGGGGGUGUCGGUUAAUGUGAUUGCAGGUGGGCUAGAGAAUGGCGUUGUGAGGCUAUGGAGCACAUGGGACCUGAAGCCAGUGAGAGAAGUAACCUUCCCCAAGUCCAACAAGCCAAUAAUAAGUCUUACGUUUUCGUGUGAUGGCCACCACCUCUAUACGGCUAAUAACGAGGGUACAGUGAUUGCGUGGUGUCGGCGGGACCAGCAGCGGAUGAAGCUGCCUAUGUUCUACUCCUUCCUGAGCAACUAUGCUGCAGGCUGAGACUGCUAGGCCAUUUGUUCAUGUCCUCCCAUCAGUCUUUCACUGGAUAAACAGACUCCUCCCACCUCCAAAUAAACCCCACUGCCUCAGGAAGUUGAGGGGCCUGCAUGCACCAGAACCUGCCCCCUGACCAUGAUGCUUCACCACUCCGAGGCAUGAGACCACACCCCUCAGCGAGCAUACUGUGUGCUAAAAGCUAAUGCACUAUUUAAAAAAAGUAUUAUGUAUAUAUUUAUAUUUUAAAUUUAAAUUAUACUGUACUUGGGAAGAAGGAGGUGUAUUCACGUUUGACUGAAGUGAUUAAGGCUUUUUACCACUGGUUAUGUACUUUCAUGUUUUUGUCUACUCUUCCUCAUUUGUUUAGUUUUUUGCUUUGUAUCUUUUCAUAUUGCUAUUUGUUUUGCAGUGUUUAGUCUUUCCUUCACGUUAUAAUGUUUUGUGUUUUUUGCCAGUGUUUGACUUUGGAAGCUGCUGUAGUGGUUUGACAGAAUCACUCUCUCUUUUUGGUGGCUUCUGUGUUCCUGCUCAACCUCAGAAUUGAAAGUAUCUUUAGAAGUUAGAAAUUGUCUAAACACUAAAGCAGGUGUCUUCACAAACUACACCAGCAGCCUCUGCAGAGUUAUUAGGUAAAUCUCUUCAUUUAAAUCUCAUCUAAAGGUUUAGAGCUCAUUAUUUGCUGUGGCACACUGGAUCCCCUACCAGCACCAUACACUUCUGUGUGGAAAUGGAUGUGAGUUUGUAUGGCAAUGCAUGUAUUACUCAAUGCCUGGUUCAUUCCAUCUUAAGUGUAUGAUUUGUUUUUCUUUCUGUUAAAUGAUAGCUAUAAUAUACACACACACAUGCUAUCUAUGCCUGUUGCUGCAUUAUUCAGAAACAUGACCCAAAUGAUGAGCAUGAACUUGUGUAAUAACUCUACAUGAUCUUAUUCAAAUGGGUUGACAGCCAGUCCAUCCUCAGUGUUGGUGUGUGCCAGCUUUUUUAAUCUUAUUUAAUUCAUCAUCACAGUAUAGUUUGUGCAUGUAAUCUUCUAUUCCUUUCCAUUUAAAACAUUAUAAAAUUAUAUCUCCAGGAAAAAGUCUUCAACCCAGAUUAAUCACAGGAGAACACUGGAAAGUCCAUAUAGCCUGCUUCUCUGUAAAGGUUUAGGUACACAUUUAUGACUGAAAAUAGAGAGGUUACUUCAGGCUCCAGAAAAAGAAUGGUUUUGAUAAAUGAUAUACACAUAAUACAAGGAUGAUCAUUCAGAGAUACAUACAGAGCCUCUUUUUAGAUGUGUAGCGGCAUAUGAAAAUGGCAUGUAACUCACAUUUAGCAGGCUGAAAAUUCACAGGGUGUCACCAUUAGCAAUCAGAUUGCUUUUGAUAUUGAUGAUUCAUAUGACCAGUGUUUCACACCAAUGACAGUGUGCAGUUUUUUGUUGUUUACAAGAUGAUUUCUUGUCAUAGUUGUUGCAAUGACAUGACACAUUUAGGUAUGGAAAUGAAGCAUGUUUACCAUUGUCCUGCACUGUUAGAUGUUACUAAAAUACUAGCUUGAAGCCAUGAGGCUUGAGAUCCAAAGGAAGCCCGAAACUCAAAUUUAGACUUUCCAGAAAGAGUGCACUUUGAGGGUUGACAAAAGUUGAUGUGUUUUCAUGUGUGAAAAUAACUUAUGCAUGCAGAGGGUUUUGAAAGUAUUCAUCAAAAUCAUGUUUUUCUUUGUCAUGGCCAAAUCAUACAAAGGGAAAUUUGUAUGUUUCCUUCACUUUUAUUUGCUACAAUGUUCAAUUUGAUAACUACUAAGGUAAAGUGUACAACCCCAAUUCCAAUGAAGUUGGGACGUGGUGUAGAACAUAAAUAAAAACAGAAUACAAUGA